CUCUCACUGUGGUGCACGGGGCCCCGGGAACUGGAAAAACGUUUUUGGCCCAAAAACUGCCGCUUCUUUUGCACUUGGGGAAUCAUUGUCAUUCGUAUGCACAUUGUAUGAAGGAUUCAACGCGUGGCUCUGCUACAACAAGUGCUACAACGAGAGUGCUCCUUCUAGCGGCAGACUGUGGAAGAGCCGAAAGAAUACGACAUGACUUGGAGAAAGCUGGAUUUUUAGAAGGGGGCUUGGAAUUUUCGG
Messenger RNA from Amoebophrya sp. A25, 249 nucleotides. The record is from the annotation of a GenBank genome assembly. NCBI's taxonomy places the organism in Eukaryota, Dinophyceae, Syndiniales, Amoebophryaceae.